AUGGAUCGCACGCGGGCCGAGGCGUCGACGGAGGAGACGUACCCUGGGGUGCCGGGGAUACCGCGCGCGGACGUCGACGCGUUUUUGUCGCGACUCGAUGAUUGUCAACCGGUGAUUCCGGAUGAGCUGACGAAUCAUUACCUGAAGCGCGCGGGGGUGCGCGAGCCGGACGUGCGCGUCACGCGAUUGAUCUCGCUCGUCACGGAACAGUUCGUGCAGUCGGUGGCGGACGAUGCGUAUCGAUGUGCGGUACAGCGGCAUCAGGCGCAGGCGAAGGAUAAGCGGGAGAGAGGGUACGAUACGAGGGAUAAGCGCAUCGUGCUGGAGAACGAGGACCUGGCGGCGGCGCUGAAGGACCACGGCGUGAACCUGCACAAACCGCCGUAUUACGUCGGCGCGGCGCGCCCGGAGGAGGUCGAGGAACAGGAGGAGGCGGUGAAAGAGGAGCUUAACGAGGAACCGACUGAGAAGAAGAGACGAUCGAAUUGA
This is a messenger RNA of Ostreococcus tauri, 489 nucleotides long. RefSeq names its product Transcription initiation factor TFIID, 23-30kDa subunit. Bases 1 to 489 code for a protein of 162 amino acids. Gene Ontology annotation, molecular function: promoter-specific chromatin binding; RNA polymerase II general transcription initiation factor activity. The transcript has 2 exons. Lineage: Eukaryota; Viridiplantae; Chlorophyta; Mamiellophyceae; Mamiellales; Bathycoccaceae. Gene Ontology annotation, cellular component: transcription factor TFIID complex; nucleus; SAGA complex. Gene Ontology annotation, biological process: transcription initiation at RNA polymerase II promoter. The record is from RefSeq and is a predicted model, not a curated record.